AUGGGCGUCGGCGAAAGGGUUGUUGACAUUGCCUUUCCCGAGAUAACUCGGGACGCUUUACGGACGACGCAGUCUCCAUUCGCCGUGGACACAGAAGAAAUGGCCAUCAAUUACGGCAGCCUGGGACGCAUCAUCGGCCACGAGCUGUCUCACGCGUUCCAGAUGAGCACCUCAUCCCUGGACAAUCACGUGCAGCCGCUCACGCUGUACAGCCCGGCUUCGCGCAAGGAGUUCCUCGCCCGCCUCAACUGUCUUGCCAAACAGGUCAACGAUGGUUCAGGCAGUCAAACCUUGGGCAACAAUUCCAUUUCGGAGGCAUUCGCCGACAACGCCGGUCUCGAGAAGUCUUACCUGGCCUUCAAGGGGCUGACACAAUCCGAUCCACUGAUCUACAGCAAGCCGAUCAACCCCCUGGGUUACACGGCGCAGCAGAUGUUCUUCGUCAGCAGCUGCUUCGUGUUCUGUGCCUUUCAGGGCUACGCGUUUGAGCGGAACAGCGUGUACCCGCCGCCGUUCCUGCGCUGCAAUACACCCGCGAUGAACAGCCGCGAUUUCGGGUCCGCCUUCAACUGCGCCCAGGGCGCGCCCAUGAACCCGCUCGUCAGAUGCAACUUCCACUGA
Rhipicephalus microplus (southern cattle tick) is the source of this 621-nucleotide messenger RNA. RefSeq names its product neprilysin-1. Gene Ontology annotation, molecular function: metalloendopeptidase activity. Gene Ontology annotation, biological process: protein processing. The record is from RefSeq and is a predicted model, not a curated record. Lineage: Eukaryota; Metazoa; Arthropoda; Arachnida; Ixodida; Ixodidae. Gene Ontology annotation, cellular component: plasma membrane.